UAAAAUGAAAUUGACCAACAGAAAAUAAACAGAAACCAACUUACAAAAGUGGAGAAAAUGACAGAAACUCAACCAAGAAACUGAACGGAAUUGCAAAGGGUAGCAAGCUGCAGCCUUUUUCUCCUUUUCUUUUUUAUUCAUCUGAUAUUCUCCUUAAUUUCUUCAAUGUUUUCUGAAAUAAACCAAAUAUAUACAAAUUCUCUCUCAAAUUAUGAGGCUGCUCUCAAAGACGUUCCGAUCCAUAAAGCCUUUGAGCUCGAAAAAAUCAAAAUCCUCACCGUCCUCGUCUGACCCAUCAACACCAUCAUCGUCACCCAUAUCGAGAAUAUCAAAAGCGAAAACGAGCUUAAAUUCAAGAUCAAGAUCUUGGUGUGUGUAUCUUAUCCUUUCCACCAACGCCCCCAUCAAAACAUAUGUUGGUGUCACCAACAAUUUCUCUCGCCGUUUAAAACAACAUAAUGGCGAACUUAAAGGUGGUGCAAAAGCAUCUCGUGCAGGAAGGCCAUGGAUUUGUGCAUGUAUAAUUCGAGGUUUUAAUGACCAAAGUGAAGCUUGUGAGUUCGAAUCAAAAUGGAAAAGUCUGUCAAGAAAAAUGCCUCGGAAAGGAAAGAGCGAUGACACUGUGAAGCAGAGUGUUGAUGGGUCGCAUGCACUAUUGCAACACAGGCAGACAGCUCUAGGUAGAGUUAAAGGCUCAUUUGAUUGCAAUCACUUAGAGAUUGAUUGGAAAUUGAAUCCUUUCUAGUUUGAAAUGUAUAAUGGUGCUGGCCAUAUUUUUUCAAACUGUAGCUUAUAGUCUAUUCAAUAUUUAUGGUAGCCAAAAUAUUGUGUAAGGUGUGAAUAAUGUGAUUUUUCACUUAUAACCAAAUCAGAGAUGAUUGUUAUAUUAGUUAAAAAACAAAAACAGAAAAAAGAAUUAUUGUCCGCUUGCAAAUUGUAGUGUUGGAUAGCAAAGGGCUUAUGCAUAUGUGAGGGCCGGUGAAAUGUACUAUUUCUGUUGUCUUAAUGAAUGAGAAGUGUGUAUAUUUGGAAUGCA
Molecule: messenger RNA, 1036 nt
Organism: Hevea brasiliensis (rubber tree)
Lineage: Eukaryota; Viridiplantae; Streptophyta; Magnoliopsida; Malpighiales; Euphorbiaceae
Product: structure-specific endonuclease subunit slx1
Exons: 3
Coding region: 212-745 (177 amino acids)
Biological process (GO): double-strand break repair via homologous recombination
Cellular component (GO): Slx1-Slx4 complex
Molecular function (GO): 5'-flap endonuclease activity; crossover junction DNA endonuclease activity
Source: RefSeq, a predicted model, not a curated record